Molecule: messenger RNA, 680 nt
Organism: Saccoglossus kowalevskii
Lineage: Eukaryota; Metazoa; Hemichordata; Enteropneusta; Harrimaniidae
Product: transmembrane protein 145-like
Biological process (GO): G protein-coupled receptor signaling pathway; response to pheromone
Source: RefSeq, a predicted model, not a curated record
CCAAUCUUCUGUCAACUUCAUCAUUACUAGUAUUUAUAUCAGUCAUCAUCUUAUUAGGCAAAGGAUACACAAUUACCAGAGGUACAAUAAGCCAGUCUGGUGCUAUCAAGAUCACCAUCUAUAUGUCUCUAUUCACAUUCACGUAUGGAAUCUUAUACAUAUAUGAAGAGUCAGUGUUUGAUGAAAGAGAUGUGCUAUAUAAAUAUGAAUCACCCGCUGGUUAUGGUAUUGUAGCACUUCAUUUUAUUGGUUACAUAUGGAUGCUGUAUGCUAUACUUAUCACCAUUAAACGAUAUCCAGAGAAAACUACAUUUUAUUUCAAAUAUUCUUUGAUAUUUACAACAUGGUGGUUGGCAACACCUAUUGCAAUAUUUAUUUGUAACUUUUCUCUAGACAAAUGGAUUAGAGCUAAGAUAGUGAAUGGUAUAGAAAGAAGUGUUAUAUUUGGUGGACAUAUAUUUUUCUUGAUAUUAACCAGGCCAUCUGCUGCCAAUAAGAAUUUUCCAUUUCACUUAAGAACAACACAGGUUGAUGCUAUGCAACUUCAAGAGGCAUGCCCCGAAUCUUACUUUGGUACGCCAAGACAGUUUUCUGCUGGAAAUGGAACUACCCCAAUUAACAAUAUCAGUUUUAAUGAUCUAUUUGUCACUGAUUGGUCUAGUAGUCAACAAGAAAAUCAG